CCGCUCAGAGAGAGAUCAUCAUUCACGCAGCGCACAAGCAGCAUCAGCAUCAGCGUCGGAGGUGGACGCGCAGCACUGAAUGAUCCCGCGCAGCGUAAACACAUCGGUUACCGACUACAAACUUGAGUGUCAUUGUGCAGAGAUUACAGGCGAAGGUUUUCCACAACUGUGGGACGGGGGAAUGAUAAACCCCGGAUCCCCCGACUGUUCGUAAGGAUGCGAUCACUGAGCCCACCGUGGGCCUCGCUACUCACCGAGGCUUUCCUCAUCACAACAGUCGCCGUCAGCGCUGCAAUGGCAGUUGUGGGACAUUGUCCUCGGAGUCUGGACUGUGCCCGGGAGCGACGGCACUUCUGCCAGCCCGGCUCUUCACACUGCGGCCCAUGCCUAGACCCAUUUGUGGAGAAUAAACGAGGGAAGUGUGUGAUCAGGAGACGAAAUCACCCUGCAGUCAAGGUCAGCCAUCUCCCAGAGCUGGAUGAAGAGAUAGACAUUCUCUCCUCCAUCAUCAGCAAACACAGAGAAUCAGAGAUGAAGCACUCAGCCCCCUCUCCAGCUGCUUCCAAAGCCCCUGAGGAUCGAUUCUGGCCGAGCAGUCAGCAUGGAGCAGAGGCAUCUCCUACUGCUGCUACAUCAGAACAGCCUCUGACAAGUGCCCUGACCACUGCCGCCUCUACCACCAGCCCAGCCUCACGCUCUCCCUUUAUCUCUGCUGUGCACAGCGCCCCCUUUAUCAUCCCGUACCCUUCUGAAGACCACUCUUUCAUCAUAUUUUUGGGGGUGUUUCUCAUGGUGGGCUCAGUUGCCAUGGUCUUGACCGGAGUGUGUUGGGUCAGGAUGCAGAGAGGCAGUCGUCUGGCCCAGAAGGUUGAUUAUCCUGCUUUCGGGUUAAUAGGUUCCAGUUCUUAUGAUAGUGGCAUGACUGGAGAUAAGAAUCUUGCACAGAGUGCCCAGAUGUACCACUUUCAGCUUCAGAAGCAGCAAAUGAUGUCACUCAAGCAACGAAGUGAUUCCAAGAUUCCUGAGUCAGGAGCCACUUCGGAUGAGGAAAAUGAAGAUGGAGACUUUACUGUGUAUGAGUGCCCAGGACUUGCCCCAACCGGGGAAAUGGAAGUGAAGAAUCCACUGUUCGACGACUCCACCUUUCAUCUUCACCUGCAGAGAAGUUACAACUAAACACGAGUACUCAGAGGACGCAUCACUCCACGCAUGAAUUCACAACAGUGUGCUUUCCUCAUCUGAUCCUUUCAGGCAAGAUCACAAAGGUCAUCUGCACUUGCAUCACGGUUCGUGUGGACAUUUGAGAGCAUUUUUUUUUUGUGCUGUUAAAUACACUGGUGUUGCAGCUUCCAUCCAUGAACAGAAAACAGAAUGCAUUGCAACACAGACAGAAAAAAUUCACUUUGUUAACACUUUGUUGAUUCACACAUACACAAGCAUCCUUUCUAAAGACCAGCCCCUUCGGACCAGGACCCUGCGCUGUAGUACCUUUCAGUUUAAAGGCAGAUGUGCAAAAACAUUGCAUGGAUUUCUGACUUAGAGUUGCACCCAUCCUGUAUAAUCAUGCAAGGUUGUGUCUCUUUCCUCAAUGUCUGCUAUGAACAUACUGUACGUAAUAGACUUGGCAUCCUCAGUGCUUGAUACCAGCUCAAGGCUCAUUUAAUAUCAGGUCAUUGCUGAGUUCUGUUAUGACGUCUUCUGUAGUAUAUUGUGAAUACUGUGCAAUGGAAGGGAAACUUAUUUAUAGAAUUAACUGUUUGAACAUAUCUUGCCUGCAAACGCUAGUCAUAUUUAGAAUGGACGUGGAAGUUGACGCCCCUCGAGGAGCAACAUAAUUUACACGAUUAGCGUAUUUUAUGUUUUCUUCUAUCAAAUUCGUCUGUGACUGUAUUUUUUAAAAUACCAAUGGUGAUUUUAAUAUUUUUUUAUAAUUGUGCUCACAAAAAUAACCCUAAAUGAUAUUAUGUAGCCUCUGUAUAA
Labeo rohita (rohu) is the source of this 1980-nucleotide messenger RNA. It is a transcript of the gene npdc1b, whose product is annotated as neural proliferation, differentiation and control, 1b. The transcript has 9 exons. Gene Ontology annotation, cellular component: membrane. NCBI's taxonomy places the organism in Eukaryota, Metazoa, Chordata, Actinopteri, Cypriniformes, Cyprinidae. The record is from RefSeq and is a predicted model, not a curated record. Bases 217 to 1176 code for a protein of 319 amino acids.